CCAACAACAGAAAAGCACCCCAAACCAUAUCUAUAAGGCUCCUCCGCACACGUGUCUGCACCUCUGUUGCUUCUUCCACUCCCACUUCCACUGCCACUACCCCUACCCCUUUGCAUUUCCAACAUGAACUUCUCCAGCACACCACAAACCUCAAGAAGCUUUACGCCUCUAACUUGCCCUGGUCACUCUCCCCCGCCGACGUCAAGGCUCUCUUUUCUCAAUGCGGAACGGUUACCGAUGUUGAGAUGAUAAAGAACAAGGAUGGUGGAUUGACUGGCUUCGCCUUCAUUACCAUGUCUUCUGCCCAAGAGGCUCAGGCUGCUAUUCAUAAAUUCCACUCUCUUCAAAUAUCAGGCCGGACAAUUAAAGUAGAGCUUGCAAAGAGAUUUAAGAAACCCCGUCCUCCAGGUCCUCCUGCCGGAGAGACGCGUCAUAAAAUUUAUGCAUCCAAUCUUGCUUGGAAAGUAAGAUCUGGCCAUCUCAGAGAAUUCGUCACUGAGAAUUUUAGAGAACCAGUUUCAGCCAGAGUUGUGUUCGAUAGUUCUUCUGGAAGAUGUGCUGGGUAUGGAUUUGUUUCUUUUGUUACAAAGGAGGAAGCAGAGGAUGCCAUUUCUUCUUUGGAUGGGAAGGAAUUAAUGGGGCGAGCGGUUCGCCUAAAAUUUAGCCGAAAGACCAUUGAAGAAGCUGAUACUGAUAGUGGCAAAGAAGAGCAGGGUUAUCAUGAUCAAUUGGAAGCACCAUAACUGCAAUCAUUAUUCACUUAGUGAUCUUUUGCAAUGGAAUACAAUUUCUAUUCUUGGUGAAUUAGAAAUAAAGUAUUCCAUGGACGCUUAAUUAUGCUGCAUCCAAACCAUUUACGAUAUCAAUAUGGUUAGUUGUAAAGUUUCAUAAUUAUUCAAGCCACGAACUGUAAAGCAAGUAAUAUUGUUACCUUGGUCGGUUGCAUUUAAUGCUACUUCUUUAGAUAGAAAUACAGACAUGGAAAGAUGACAACGAUAAA
Molecule: messenger RNA, 1000 nt
Organism: Arachis ipaensis
Lineage: Eukaryota; Viridiplantae; Streptophyta; Magnoliopsida; Fabales; Fabaceae
Product: 28 kDa ribonucleoprotein, chloroplastic
Biological process (GO): chloroplast rRNA processing
Cellular component (GO): chloroplast thylakoid membrane
Molecular function (GO): mRNA binding
Source: RefSeq, a predicted model, not a curated record